This is a messenger RNA of Rosa rugosa (rugosa rose), 1286 nucleotides long. RefSeq names its product serine/arginine-rich splicing factor RS41-like. NCBI's taxonomy places the organism in Eukaryota, Viridiplantae, Streptophyta, Magnoliopsida, Rosales, Rosaceae. Gene Ontology annotation, molecular function: RNA binding. The transcript has 6 exons. Gene Ontology annotation, biological process: mRNA splicing, via spliceosome. Gene Ontology annotation, cellular component: nuclear speck. The record is from RefSeq and is a predicted model, not a curated record. Bases 346 to 1053 code for a protein of 235 amino acids.
AGGGCGUAAAAAGAUUGGAGCUUGAAGAAGAUGAAGCCUAUUUUCUGUGGCAACUUGGAUUUUGAUGCAAGGCAAUCGGAUGUCGAGCGGCUUUUCAAUAAGUAUGGGAAGGUCGAUAGGGUGGAUGUUAAGUCUGGAUUACUUGGAAUGUCCAUGCUCUUCUUGGAUGGAACUGCUUGUCUGCAUUUCUUUUCUAGCAUGUGGCACGGUUCAGUUUAUUUUUCGAGAAGAAUUAAUAUGAUCUGCCCUAGCCCUGCCAUCAUACUUUCCCUCAGACCAUUGCUUUUUCUUUCCUCAUGACUUUUCCUCCGUGUUCAAUUACCGACAUGUUCCAUCAUAGAUUCCAUGAUGAUAUCGCAGCCAAUGGCAGGAUUUGCCUUUGUCUAUAUGGAUGAUGAGCGAGAUGCUGAGUAUGCAAUUCGAAAGCUUGACAGGACAGAAUUUGGUAGGAAGGGACGCCGUCUUCGUAUUGAGUGGACCAAGCAUGAACGCGGGAUUAGGAGAUCUGAUGAUUCAAAAAAACCACCAGCGAACACAAAGCCCUCAAAAACCCUGUUUGUUAUCAAUUUUGAUCCUAUCCAUACCAGGACAAGGGAUCUGGAGAAGCACUUUGAUCUAUAUGGGAAAAUAAUGAACAUAAGGAUUAGAAGAAAUUUUGCAUUUAUUCAAUAUGAAUCACAGGAGGAUGCUACCAAAGCAUUGGAUGCAACAAAUUCAAGCAAGUUCAUGGACCGCGUUAUUUCAGUGGAGUAUGCUGUUCGUGAUGAUGAUGAUAGAAGAAAUGGCCACAGUCCUGAUAGAAGGGGCCGUGAUACGUCUCCUGAGAGGAGAAGAAGCAAUGAUCGUGGGCGAUCUCCAAGUCCAUACCGCAGAGAUAGGGCUAGUCCGGAUUAUGGCCAUGGUUCCCGUCAGAAUUCUAGAGCUGAACCAAGAAGAAGUCCCGAGUAUGAUAGAGCUCCAAGAAGAAGUCCUGAUUAUGAGAGAGCCGCAAGCCCAGUCAAUGAUAGAUACCACAGCCGUUCACCCCCAGCGCGGGAAAGAUCUCGAUCCUGAGAACCAGUAGUGGUUAGCUGAGCUGGUCUUCUCUCUCAUUUGUACUUCUGUUGUGGGCAAUGACUCAGUCGUAGUUGACAUUCUUAAAUUUGAUUAUUCCCUUAUUGUUAAGUAUUCAGAUACAUGGCGAGUUUGAACAGCAGUGUGCUUUGUGCUUUUUUCUUUGGGGUCUGAAACUUUAUUGAAGUGGUAAAUUCGAAGUUUAUUAAGUAGCCAAUGAUAUGGUUUAUUGA